Molecule: messenger RNA, 6305 nt
Organism: Biomphalaria glabrata
Lineage: Eukaryota; Metazoa; Mollusca; Gastropoda; Planorbidae
Product: rab9 effector protein with kelch motifs-like
Exons: 5
Coding region: 466-1713 (415 amino acids)
Molecular function (GO): protein binding
Source: RefSeq, a predicted model, not a curated record
CAGCAGUACUCCGUUUCCUGUUUCGCUUCCUAUGAUUCCAUUAUUUACUUGCCUAAUGGACAAUUUAACUGAUUCAGAAGCUAAAAAAAUUGACAGUCCAGACAGCAAAACGAGGCUUUGAUGAAACUCCAAUCUGCACAGUUUUUCCAAAUGAACCACAUACCACCUUACCAAGACUCAACGUAUGCUGUCCAUCAGCGCUAUGAAGACACUUCUUACAUUAUAUUUCAUCAAAUACAAAAAAACAAACCAAAAGGCAGGCCCCAGGGCAGUUUAAAUGGAUCACUUGCUGGCUCGCAGUUGAGAUCACAACAAGGGGGCAUCGUAGCUGUUCGAAGUGACCGCAGUGCAGUAAGGUCACCUGAGCACAAAACGCCUACAAGCAAGAAAAAACUCUUGUGAAAGACUGUAUAUUUCAAAGCAUUCCUUCUUUUUAUUAAAUCAUUUCUCUUGUUGACUAUUGCGAUGGAGCUUCAUCCCUUUUUAGACAGUAAUGUUCGACCAGCCCCAUAUUGGUGGUACAUAUUACUGAUGACUGGAGAGACUCCUUCAAUGAGAGUUGGUCAUUCUGCUACAUUUGUUCCUGCUGUACACACCAAUGAAAGUGAUAGGGUUUUUGUCAUUGGAGGCGCCAACCCUAGCCAGAUUUUUAGUGAAGUCAAUGUUCUCGAUUUAAAGACUAAAUCUUGGGAUACUUUGGAAGCGCCUGGUUUUCGUGGGAGAUAUGAGCACUCUGCUUUCUGUGUGGACAACCUUCCUGGCCAGUUGUUUGUUUUUGGUGGUGCCACGCAGUCUGGAAGUUUGAAUGACGUCCAGAAACUGGAUCUGGCUACAGGAGCUUGGACAGAUGUGAAAGUGGCUGGGACAGCCCCUUCUCCGCGGACUCAUCGUAGCUCAGUUGUGAUUGGCGCCAAAGUAUAUUUUUACAGUGGGGGACACAGUGGACAAGACCCUGUUGGUGAUCGCAGAGUACACUGUUUGGACACCGUUUCAAUGACCUGGUCUACUCUUGCCCCACAGGGUGAGUCUCCGAAGCCUCGCCACGGUCACAUCAUGGUGGCCAUCAAAAACAAAAUUUACCUGCAUGGUGGGAUGGCUGGCUCCACUUUCUAUGAUGACCUUUAUGUUCUAGAUCUAGAGCGCUGCUUGUGGUCUUGUGUGAAGAAGAAGAAAACAUUCCCACCUGCUCGAGCUGCUCAUGAAGCCAUUCUGUUUGGGGAUGAGAUCAUUAUAUUUGGCGGAAUGAACAAAGCAGGAGCACUUAAUGACUGCUACAAGUUAAAUACUGAGAAAAACACUUGGACUAAGCUAGACUAUGAAAGUCCUGCACCACCGAAUCGUUUAGAUUUUGCAAUGUGUCUCAUCAAACUGAAAGUUCCACUUCAUAGCUGCCAGACCGAAUCAGACACUCCAGCAGAACUUUCAAAGACCAGUGUCCAGGCCAAGCAAAUACUGGAGAGAGAACUUAAACCUGGCAGUGCAAGUUCUCGAGAUUCUUUAUCAGACACUAGUACUGCUGAUGAACCUCUUUAUGCGCUAGAAGCAGACGUAACCCAUGGGGCACAACCCAGUGCUUUGGUGAAUGACUCUGACAGAGGAGACAGUACAACUAGCUCUCAGGAGACAGUCGAGAUCUCUCUCGUAAUGAUCAACGGUGGAAUGGAUACAGAAGGGGAGAUAUUCGAUGAUACUCUGGUUCUGUGUUUGACUUGAAGACACUUUGUUAUUUUUACUUCUUAUUUUUCGGGAAAAUAUCUUUAACAUUUUUUUUUCAAAUAUUUAUUUUUUGUUUGCUAAUUACAAACCUUUUUUUUUUUUUAUUUCAUUUACCUUGUUAGUUGUUGCUUAAAAACAGUAAUUUGUCUCCAGAAAUUCCAUAGAUCUCAGUGAUUAUUAAUUUAAUACAUGGCAUCCUCUGUACAUAUAAAGAGUUCUGUGAUUUUUUUUUUUUUAAAGUUCAGCUUAUGGUGGCUGUUAGGAUGUUAUUUUUAAGCAAUUUGAGUUUUACUUCUGGCCUGGCUAAUGGUUCUUGUGCUAGCCAUACAGAGUUAAGAUUUACCAUUAGUUGUAGAAAAAAAAAGAAGGUUUAGCUCUGCUGAUUUAUGGACUGCAUUGAUGAAUAUUGGGAACUAAUUGAAUUUUUUUUUUUUGUAUUGCUGGCACAAAUUAACAGUUCAUUACUUGCCAAGAUCAAUAAAGUUAAAAGUUUUUUUGUUUUUUUUUUAUGUGAAAAAAACAUACAUUUUUUGUCAGGCUUAAUAAAUAUUAGUCACAAUACUAAUACAUUUUGUAAUACCUUAGUUUUAUAUUAUGUUAAAUAAAUAAAUAUUAGUCACAAUACUAAUACAUUUUGUAAUACCUUAGUUUUAUAUUAUGUUAGACGCUUCACAUCAAUCUUUUUAUUAUUCAAGCUGUAUUUUAUUAUAUAUUUUAUUAUUAAUAAUUUUGAUUGGCUUGUGUUCCCAGAUUCACUACAUUAUUUAACCUAGACUGCUCCUUUGAGAAAUCUAAGUGUACAUGGUCUAGUAAGUUAGAAAAAUUGUUUUGAAAUUUGAAAAGCGCUUUUUUUAAUCAUUUUUAACAUUGACAGUGAAAUAUUUCUGAUUGUGAGAUCAAUAUUGCUAAAAGUAGAGAUGGUGUGUAAACUAAAUCUUGUAUUCAAACAACUUUGGUAUAUCAUCACCACUGAGCUCUUGUGUUAUAAUAUUGCAAUCCACUUAACUAAGGUUCUUCGUUCCUUUCAGAAGCCAUCUUAUUGAAAGUGUUGAUGUACAACUCAGACAUUAUAUGUCUCAAGCUGUAUCCAAAUUUUCUUAGCUUAUGUCAUUAGACAGUAGUGAAGAGCAGCUCUUGUCUACUUACUAAAUCAAAGAAAAAAAAACUUAUUUGAGUUGUUCUCCUGGUUUUGCAAUCGUAGCAUUUUUCUGUAGCAUUUACUCUGAAAUUGGGAAGCGUGGUCGAGAGGCUAAGUAUGCUUGAACUUGGCUUGGCUACCUAUGAAGGGGGCUCAAGAUUCGAUACCCAACUCUAGCAGAGUUGUGUUUACAUACUGAAAAGCUGAUCUUAUUCUGAAUUCUCCAUAGCUUGCCCAGGAUAGAACAGUUAAGUCUGAGAUAUUUCUUUUAGGGACUCUUUGAUAUUAAUGUACACUUCUACAACAGCUGUUUCAGUGUGUUAUCACUCUGAUAUGUUAGUUUUUCAAAUAGGAAAUUGAGAACAAUAUUUUUACCUUGUUUGCAACCGAAUAAAGUCAAAUGUUAUCACCCAUGUAUGUAUAUCUAUCUUGUAUACAAUAGAAUCAAAAAUGUAAUUUUGUAUGAAUUUUUUCUAUUUAUUUAAUUAAAAAAAAACUUUUAAAGACUUGUUUAAAAAAUGGCUUUUUUUUUUUAAAUACAUGUAUUUUUAGUUUUGUAUACCGGUAUUAGGUUAUUAGUCUAUCAUUUUAACUGAUUAUUGAAAUUUUAUUUCUUAUGUAUUUUAAAGGGGAAGAAAAUUUGUGAAGGAAUAUGUUCAUGCAAUUGAAGCUUCAGAAUUGGUUUUGGAGUGAGUUUGGUUCGGCUAAAAAUCCUAUUUUAUGUGUGCUGUUGUUGCUGAUUGUAAUUUUUUUUUCUUCUUAAACAGUUUAAUAUGAAGUUGAGUUGAGAAAGUAAACAAAAAGAAAUAUGUUUGAUCUCUUUGCAUCCCAGUAGCCUUCACUAUGCAAACAUUUUGUGUAUAUUUUUGUUUUCACAAUAUUUGUCUGAACAGCAUGCAUAUUUAAUAUUUUCUAUCAGAACGUUGGCUUAGCUAUCAAACCACUAGUUUUGUAGUAGCCAAAUAUAUUUGCUACGCCUUUUCUAUGACCUGAAUUUAAUUCAAUGCUUCACCUCUUACUCAUUUUUGGAUUGAGCCUUUUGUUCUCCUUUCAUGAUGAUCGUUAUUUGUGGCAUACCAUUUGUGUUUAUUUAAUUAUUAAAACUUAAUUAUAGAUUCUUAAGGAGAAACAAGAGAUUUUUUAAUCUAGAAUUUUUUUUAAAUGUCUUUAGAAUUCAUUAUUAAUCAAUGCUGAUUGUUACUGUUGCAUUGUUUGUUUAAAUAAGCUCAUGAUGAGUCUUGCCAGUUGUGUUAACUAAGCUGUUAUAUUCUAUCUCCUGAUUAGGCUUGUCAUUUAAGUAGAUAUGUUUUCAAUUAAACUUUCAGUUUACUUUAUAAGCCAGUAUAUGCAGAGCUAACCCUUAACUCUUUCUCUCCGUAAUUAUUUACCAGAUUCUGGUGGAAUCAACGCUAGUAUCGUCAGUUAGGAGAGAAAGAGUUAAGUCUUAGUGAAAUCUAGGAAGUAGCUAAGCAAACAAAUGUUGCCUAAAUUUUGUCUACAAACAUAGAUUGUAAGCAGUGUGAGGUAAGCAGUGUGAGACGUGCUGGGCAAACUGGUGAUCUAUUUUGUUUGUUGACAGAAAAUUCACUUUAAUGUGUGGCUGGAUAGCCAAAACUGCUUGACUACCUAACAAUAACAAGGGGGCUCGAGUUCAAAUCCAGACUCAAGGAGAGUUGUUUGUACUGAGUGCCUAAAGGCAGCACGGAUACCUUCUCCAACUGAUCCACGAAAAGGAUUGGCACCGCACUAAGCAGUAUGCUGUACGCAUGAAAGAUGUGCUAGAUAAAAGCAAUAACAAACACACAAAAAACUUCACUGUCAAAAAAAAAAAAAAGAUUACAAAGUUCCACAAGUCUAUGCCUUUGAAUGUUUGUUGUUAAUUGAAGUGUUAAUAACAUAUUGUGAUAUAGCCUACAGUUUGCCUGUUUCGUGUGGUAUUGAAGUAGCUUUCAUCUGUGUACCAGUACUUGAUAAUAUAUACAUAUCUCAUUGUCAGUGUUUGUGCUCUAAAACAAAUAGAGAAUGAUUAAGUAUUGUGUGCAUUACAUACAGUGUGCAUCAAGAAUCUUAGGUCAAGAGUGCAUUGAUGAGUAUUUAGUAUUUUAUUGAAAACAAAGCCCAGCAAUGAUGUAUCUUUAAAACAUCUCUAAAUCUAAGCCAGUGUUGUUUUUUUUUGUUGUUGUUUUUUACAAAGCUUAUAUGAAUCCACUCUGUCUGUUUGGUUAUUUCUCCCACACCCAAUCUUGGAUCAAGCUGAAAUUUUUUCACUUUUAUAUUUCUUUUACCUGAGUAUACAAGAAUCAAUUUUUAAAAAAAGUUAAUUAACUAUUGGUAAUUAUUAUUUUGUUUGGUAUUGAACAAGGGAAAAAAUUUGUUCUUGACUGAUGUGGUGGUAUAAGUUGAAAUAGGCCCUUAAUAGUUUGCUUUAAAGUUUGAAAAUAACAAUACAUAACUAUAAAACUUUCUAUUUUCAUAAGCACUUCUCUAGUACAGUGGUUUGUGUGUUGGAUUGAAGAGGCUAGAGCCCUUGAGUUUGAAUCCAGGUCAUUCAAAUUUAAAAAUUAUUCUAAUUGCACUUAUUUAUUAUUGUUAGUCAAGAUCUAUUACAAAUUUAAUUACAUGACUGAUCCAUAAUAAUUGAUACAACUAUGCUUAAUAUAAGCUUUGGUUUUUAAAGUAUUUUAAAAAUAUUUUCUUGUUUUAAUAAUUUAUUUACCAGUAAUUUUUUUUCUGCAUGUAUAAGAAAAAUAUUUAGGAUUAUUGGGGAAAAUAAUGUUUAUUUGUUAUCUCAAAUUUUAUUAUUUCAACAGUUUUAGUCUUGACACUUUUUGUUUGUGAGAAACAUAUAUCAUUUAUAUAGGCUACCAUUGCUACUUUCAUCAAUGUAACAUUCAUUUAUUGACGAGAAGCUGUGCAAAAUAAAACAAGUCUCUAACAGUAAUGAUUGUCAGUGCUCUAAAUAUUUACCGUACCACAUUUUCCCUUUUUUAAAUAAAAUAAAAUGGUUAUAUUUAUCACAUAAUAAUGUUAAAAAAAAAAAAAUCCUGUGAAAAUUAUGUUUGUUUAAACCUGUCAUGUAAUGCAAUGCAUUUAAAGCUGGGAAACUUAGAAUUAAAUGAUUAAAAAUCUUUUCUUCUAGAUUACCAAACUGGUUCUCUUAAAACAUUUUACAUGUUAAGUAGAUAAUUAUUUUUAAAUGGAAGCAUAUAGGAUUCAAUGUUUAAAUUUAAAUAUGUUUGCGCUUCACGCAUUGCAAUAUAUAACUUAUAGUUUUGAAUUCAUUGCUACUAUGUUAUGUUAUUUAGAGCAAACUAAAUCUUGCAAUGUUCUCUUGUUGUUGGAUUGAUACAUAUUCAGCUCAAGUAUAUUCAGUGCACAAAUUAUUUUAAAGUUUCCAACUGAUAUAUACAUUACACUUAGAGCUUAUGAACAAUAAAUUUCAAGAACACAA